Molecule: messenger RNA, 3579 nt
Organism: Hydra vulgaris (swiftwater hydra)
Lineage: Eukaryota; Metazoa; Cnidaria; Hydrozoa; Anthoathecata; Hydridae
Source: RefSeq, a predicted model, not a curated record
UAAAGUUUUCGGAGAAUAAAAAAACUUUUACAAAUUAUGAAUUUUAGAAAUUUCUCCUUAAGUAUAUCUCUACUUUCCCCUUCAUUAUAAUAAGAAUUAUAUCAUAUUAUAAAAAUGCUCGAUCAUUCAAUGAUUAUGAAAAAAAUAUGUAGUUAUGAUCGCAAAUUAAGAGAGUAUAUUAUCGGUUUAAUCAGCAACAAUAAUGAAAUCAAUGAAGUAUCUGAAGAAAAUAAAAGUUUUUGCAAUGAAAGCAGUAAUGUUUUUGAUGAAAUAGAGAAUAAAUGGAAAACAAUAUAUGAUGAAACAUUGUUGUUACAAACUGUUCCUAUCCUUCUGCAAGGGAGUUCAAUGGAAGGUAGUUCUUUGGCACGACUAGCCAAUCCAUUUUUAAAAAGCAUUUUUGAAUUUGAAAUUGAUCUCAAUAUAGUUAUUGGGACAGUGAGUCAAGUGCAGUUUGAAUCUUGCUAUGAACCAGUGGAUCGAAAUAAAGCGUUUUUUCAUUAUGUUAUUAAAAACAGUUUGGCUAAUGAUAUCAAUUUAUGCAUAAAGUUGCCAGAAGAUAUUGAGCAGAAACUUAUUGCUUCUAUUUCUAAUUCUUCUGACCCGCUUCAAGAUAAAAAGUACUUGUCUAGUAUAGUUUUUAAAGAGUUUUUUCAUAACAGUCAACCCACAACAAAAAAUCCACUUAAAACAAUAAGUGUGAAAGGAAUCAAAGGAAUUUUCAGUGAAACAUUAAUAAAGAAAAUAGAAGGUUGUUCAGCCUUUUUAAAAUUCAGUACUGAAAAUCUUUCUAAAGACAAUGUAAUAAUGAGUCUUAUAGAGUUGGUCAACUUAAAUAAAAAACAAAUAUACAAUUUAAAUAGAAAGUUUGAUGAAUUUGAGGAAAUUAAUUGUAAUACUGUGAAAAACCUUAUUCAGUGUUUAAAUGAAGUCAAUAGACUUCAAAUAAUUCUGAUGAAAAGAAAAUGUAGUUUUACUGAUUCAUGUGACCAAAGUUUUCUCAACAAUGGAGUAAGUAUUACCAAGAAAGAUAACCAAUCAGAAUCAAUGUCUUCUAUGAUUACUAAUGAAUAUUCAUUUUCAUACGAGGAUGAGAAUAUUAGCAAGUGUAAAAAUAAUUUAUCAUUUCAGAUUGCCAGUAUCUCAAAUACUAUAAAUGAAUGGGUGAAGUGUUUAACUAUACUUAUGGAGUUACACAAUGAUAUAUAUAAGUUUUGUUUAGAUAUGAAAUCUAUUCUUCCACAGCAUUUUGUGACGUUUUUCAAAAAUGGUUCUUAUUUAAUUCCAGAUUAUUACUAUAAAGUGUUUUUUGAAAAAUUCAUACAAACAUGGUCACACAAUAAGAGCAAUAUGGAAGAAAUUUUAUUAAUGGCAAGUUCAAUUUGUCAUGCUUCAACUAUAGGUUUAAGUAACAUAACUGCUUUGAAAAAAACGUUUAGUGAAUUAAUUGAACCCGAACUAAAUUUAGCAAUUAGUUUAAUAGAAGAGAGUUUAUUUUUAUCAAAAAAUGACUUCAUUUCAACUGAAAUUCUUAUUGAUAAUGUUCCAUGCUUUUAUGCACCAUUUUGGCCUGAUGCGGCUUCGUCCUGGAUUACACGCAAUAGGUUUUGGCCCAAUUCACAACUUGUAGCAUUAAUUUGCAGAAAAGGUUUCCAUAUCGUGCCAAAAUCUUUACCAGAAGGCGACGAGAGGUUGGAAUGGCGGUUGUCUUUUUCUGCAGCAGAAUCUGUUUUGAGUCUCCAUCGAACUGAGAAACAAAACUACAUUUACUUUCUUUUCAAGUCAUUGUUUUACCAAUAUGUAAAAACAUACAGUCAUGAAAAGUCAUUACCCACAUAUAUAUGCAAAACAGUGAUGAUGUGGGCUUGUGAACAGCAGCUGCAAUCGUGGUGGGAAGAAGUAUCACCUGAGAAUGGAGUUUUAUUCUUGAUAAAAGAGUUAGUUAAAGGUAUUAAAAAAAAAGUCAUAAAACAUUACUUUAUUGAAGAAUUAAAUUUACUAGAACACUUUUCAUUUCCUAUUUUGAUUUUUACUGAGUUAAACUUGUUUAGUUUAGAAAAAAAUUUUGUUGUAAAAUUAAAUGCCUUAAUUGUAAAAAUGAAUGCAGGAAUGAAUAUUGUGCAAGCUUACCUAAAUGAGAAGCACACAACAUCAUUUGAUCUAUCUGUGCCUUUUGUUUAUGAACAAAACUGUUUAACGAAGUUGAAAUUUUUAUUCAUAAGUUCUAUUAAAAUUUUUAUUUAUAGUUAUUUUUACAAAUGUUUUUGUAUUUAUGACGAAAUCUCAGGAACAAAAGCAGAACUCACUAUUCAAGCCCAAGUCGUUGACCUUAUUACAAAAGUUUUGCAGUUUCAAGAUAAUGAAGAACUAAGAGAAUUGCACUUAACACAGUUAAAAAAAUUCAAUGAAUUGGUGUGUCGAAUAACAGCAUUGGAUAAAACUGCAUCUUUUUUUUUUUCUGGUUUAAAAUCUUUAGUUCUUCUAAGCUGUACUAAGUGUGACCUUUGCAGUAUAGACAUUAGAUGCAAUACUAAACGUUACUCCUGCUCUUUAUGUACACCUGUUGGUGGUUUUGAUGUGUGUAUAGAUUGUAUUAAUAAUAGAAAAGAUAUCCUUCAAUGGGUUCAUAUAUAUCAGGAUCAACCAGAUGAUAAUAAACCAAAUGUUAAUCUUGAAGAUACUUUAGAUAUAGCAAGCGAUGAGUCACUUGAUUUAAAUCAUACAAUAAAUAAACAAACUAAUAAUGUUGCAGAACAAAAAAAUAAAGAUUGUCUUUUUUCUGAUUUAUUUUCUCAUACUAAGAAUAUAAAAAUUAUCAUUCCUCAGUUUGAUAUUGAAAAAUUCAAUAAUUUUUCUGAAACCCCCUCUUAUGAAACAAAGUUAGGGCUUGCUUUCCAAAAUUUAAAUCAGCAAUAUCAAGACAGAACUAACAUUAUUGUAAAAGAAGCUAAAGACAUGUCAUCUGUUUACGAAUCAGAACCAGUUUCGUUUAUAGAAAAUAUUUGUACUCAGUUUAUUUAUAAAUUUGAAAAUAACGUUAUUCAGAAGCCUGUAUCUAUUUUAAGCAGAUGUAAUUUUGGCAAUGAAAUCCAUGAACUUUAUCUGAAAGAUUGUGAUUCACCCAGAUGUGCAUCGAUGUUUUAUGACCCUCCCUCAGAUUUAUCUUACUGGAAAUCAAUCCUAGUGUUAAAAAAUUACUGUGCAAAUAAUUAUUACAAAACUGCAAUCAAAUGUGUUCCUUUAAAACGCAUUAUCAGUUUACGUCAUGAAUCACCUGGAGAAGUUAUAAGGACAACUGAUUUUUUUAAUAAUCUAGUUUUAGGCAAUGUUAAUACUUUUGAUAUUAAUAGUAAAUCUUUUGAAAAGGAACGUUCUACUGAAAUUUUAUCAGAUGCAACAGAAAUGUUAGAUAAAAAGUUCUCCCAGUUUAUUGAAUCUUUGAGAAUAGAAGAGAAGUUGAUUUUAAAUUUAAUAUGGUUGAUUCAGAUUAUUGAACACAUUGAACCUUAAUUAUAGUAACUGGAAAGAUUCCAUAAUUACCUUAUUUUUUGUAACAUUCCUCAAAAUUGAAGAAAAAGA